Molecule: messenger RNA, 201 nt
Organism: Brugia malayi
Lineage: Eukaryota; Metazoa; Nematoda; Chromadorea; Rhabditida; Onchocercidae
Exons: 2
Coding region: 1-201 (66 amino acids)
Source: RefSeq, a predicted model, not a curated record
AUGCUAAUUAAAAUCGCGAUUUUACUGAUGACAUUCGAACAAAGCCUACCACAGGUCGCUGGUCAAUGUUGCCUAGGACAGAAUGUGCAGUCAUCAUUAUCAUCGUUCUUCCCAUUUUUCUCAGAUUACUCAUGGUUGUUACCACAACCUUCAUUUUCCGGCGUUAUUCAUCCCGAUCAAAAAGAAAGCGAAGGAUGUUAG